Molecule: messenger RNA, 888 nt
Organism: Trichomonas vaginalis G3
Lineage: Eukaryota; Parabasalia; Trichomonadida; Trichomonadidae
Product: positive regulation of hh target transcription factor protein
Exons: 1
Coding region: 1-888 (295 amino acids)
Biological process (GO): protein phosphorylation
Molecular function (GO): ATP binding; protein kinase activity
Source: RefSeq, a predicted model, not a curated record
AUGAUAGACGCAGUUGAUAUUACCUUCCUUCAGGCUUAUGGUUUUGAUUACGUUGAAACGAUUGGUCGCGGAUCGUUUGGUGUUAUCUACAAAGUCUACUCACACCAAUACCAGAUGAACUUUGCACUUAAAAGAGUGCUUGCCGAGCAGUUUCAUGAUAAUGAAAUCGAUUGCAUGAUUCAAAUCAGGAGUGCUUGCAUUGUCACUCUUUACAAAUACUGGCAUCACAAAGAAUACGUGUAUUUGUUAAUGGAGUAUUGCCCCAAUUCUAUAGACAAAAUUCUCUCAGAUAUGAAUCAACUACCAGUUUUAAAGAUAUAUCAACUCGCUUUAGGUCUUACUGCUUCAGUAAAUUCCUGCCACGAAAAUCAUAUUACACAUGGCGAUAUCAAACCAUCAAAUUUCCUAAUCGAUCAGAAUGGGCGAGUUAAAAUAUGCGAUUUUGGUCUUGCAAGAAGAAGUCUUCCAGAUGAAAACUCUACUGCUUAUUCUGGCACUCUUAUGUUCCUUUCCCCAGAAAUCAUAUCAAAGCAACCUUUUGAUGCUUAUGCUGCGGAUAUUUGGGCUCUUGGAGUAACUUUAUAUUACUUAUUGACGCAUAAAUGGCCUUGGGUCACAGAUUCCAAGCAGGCAAUGUACCAAAGUAUUGUAAACUGCUGGUACAAUGAAGAAAUUAUUCCAGAUUUGUUUUUCAAGAAAUUAAUUCGUGAUUGUCUAAACUUAGACCCUGCUAAGCGUCCAACAUCUGCAGACAUAAUGAAAUCGAUUAGAGGAAAGAUAGAGAAAGGCACUAAAAAGAUCAUCAGACCACUUUCUAUUGCAAUGGUUUCCAAUUCUUUAAUCCUUUCUCUAAAUGCUAAGAGAAGGAAGAGACUUAUGUCAAACUAA